Thermochaetoides thermophila DSM 1495 is the source of this 2484-nucleotide messenger RNA. RefSeq lists its product as uncharacterized. The coding region runs from base 1 to 2484 and encodes 827 amino acids. The transcript has a single exon. Lineage: Eukaryota; Fungi; Ascomycota; Sordariomycetes; Sordariales; Chaetomiaceae. Gene Ontology annotation, molecular function: kinase activity. The record is from RefSeq and is a predicted model, not a curated record. Gene Ontology annotation, cellular component: extrinsic component of mitochondrial inner membrane. Gene Ontology annotation, biological process: ubiquinone biosynthetic process.
AUGCGCUUCGCCGACAUCCUAGUCGACCUCGCCGCGGUCGCCUCAGCCUCUCGCUCCAUCGCCUCCAAACAUAUCGCCCUCCGCGCUCGCCAAUGGGACCGCUACACACGAGAGUCGAGUAUCCUCGGGCAGGCGAUGAGGGUGAGAGGCAGUAACGGGCAGACGAAGAAGACCGGGCAGGGGCAGGCUCAGGAGCAGUCCAAAGGUGAGGAGCAGAAGCGGGAGCAAAUACAGCAGCAGCAGCAGCAUGAGGUUGGGCAGAAGCAACAGCAGCAGCAGGGUGAUGUGAGAGUUGAAGAGGCCAAGGCUGCUCAGACAGAGACAACGACACAGACUGAGACGGUGCAGCAAACGGUUCAGAAGUCUCAACCUACACGGCCCGAGAGCAUAACACCCAGCUCAGUGAAAGAAAUCUCUCCCACUCCUUUGACAACCUCUACCUCAGCUCCAGCCGAGCAAGCCCAAUCUUCCUCCUCGACAUCAACGCCCCCCUCCCAAACAAGGGAAUUCACCCCCGCCCCCUGGGCGAACGGAACAAUCCACUUGCUCAAGCAGCAACGUGAGCAAGGGAUUGGUAGGCUUGGGCCCAGCAUUUCGCCUGUCCAACCUAUCCAGCCAUCUCUGGCGGGUCUGGAAGGCAUUGGGAUUUUGAAAAAGAAGCCUGCUGCUGGGCUGCCGAAGGUGUUGGAGAUGUUGCAGGGAGUCGAGGCUGAGCUCAGUAAGGAGUCUGAGGGGGAGGGGAUAAAGGAAGAAGCCAAGCAAGUUGAGGAGCAGAAGCAGGAGGAGCGCCAGGUUCAGGUGGGGAUUGAGGUCACGGAGAAGGUCGGAGAGGUGAAAGCUGAGCCCCAGGCUGAACCAGUACAAGUUCAGGAGACAACAGAGGUCGAAGAGCCUGCCCCUGCGAAGGUCGAGCCAGAGGCUGCCCCGGCACAGGUCGAGGAGAUAGAAAACGUCGAAGAGGUCACCCCUGAAAUUGCUGAGCCCAAGCCUGCACCAGCAUCAGUCGAGGUGGCACCAAAAGAAAAAGAAAUCCAGCCCGAGGUCAAAGCCGAAGCCCCCAGCCCAGCCCCCGAACCCAAACUCUCCCAGGAAGACGCCAACCUAGUAGCAGAACUCUCCAACCCCAUCUCCUCAGCCGCCCCCGGCCACCAACUCCGCGAAUCCGCCGUCCCCUCCACACGCCUCUCCCGCCUCUGGAACUACGGCGGACUCGCCGCCGGCAUGGUCGCAGGUGCCCUAACCGAGGGCCUAUCCCGCGCCUUUGGCGGCGGCUCCAACACCGGCAGCGUGAUGCUCUCGCCGGCCAACAUGGAGCGCCUUGUCUCCAAGCUCUCCCGCAUGCGUGGCGCGGCCCUCAAACUCGGGCAAAUGAUGUCCUUCCAGGACGCCAAGAUGCUCCCGCCUGCGAUACAGGAGGUGCUGCAGCGGGUGCAGGAUCGGGCAGAUUACAUGCCGGGGUGGCAGCGGGAUAAAGUUAUGGUGAACAAUUUGGGGGAGAACUGGAGGGAGUUGUUCGAGGAGUUUGAGGAGACGCCGGUCGCGGCGGCGAGCAUAGGACAGGUGCACCGUGCCAAGCUGAAGAGCACCGGCGAGCAGGUCGCAGUAAAGAUCCAGUUCCCUGGGGUCGCCGAUAGUAUCAACUCGGAUUUGGAUAACCUGGGGAUAUUGCUGAACGCGACGAAAUUGCUGCCGAAGGGGCUGUAUCUGGACAAGACGAUUGCGAAUGCAAGGACGGAGCUGGCGUGGGAGUGUGAUUAUGUGAGAGAGGCAGGCUGUGCAGAACGGUAUAGGGAGUUGCUCGCUGAUGAUGGGGUGUUCGCCGUGCCGAGGAUCUAUCGCGAGGCGUGUGGAAAGCACGUACUUACGAUGGAGUGGAUGCCGGGGACGGCGGUGACGAGGGCUGCGCCGGCGUUGGACCAGGCACAGAGGGAUUGGAUUGGGUCGCAGAUUCUGCGGCUAUGUCUGCGGGAGAUCACCGAGUUCCGGUUUAUGCAGACUGACCCGAACUGGACCAACUUCUUGUAUAACCCGUCUAACUCUGGUCGGCUGGAACUCCUCGAUUUCGGCGCGUCUCGGGAGUACCCUGAAGAGUUCGUCUCGCUCUACGUGCGCCUCCUGCACGCAGCCUCUCGCGCCGACCGCGCAGCCGUGAAAUCCCUCUCGGAAGAGCUGGGCUAUCUGACCGGACACGAAUCACGCACCAUGCUCGACGCACACGUCACGUCGGUGUUGACGCUGGCGGAGCCGUUUAUGGAGAGCGCACCAGAGGUGUAUGACUUCAGGGGACAGACGAUUACGGAGAGGGUGAAGGCGCAGAUCCCGGUCAUGAUUCACGAGCGGCUGGCGCCGCCGCCUGAAGAGACGUAUAGCUUGCACCGGAAGCUGAGCGGGGCAUUUUUGCUUUGUGCAAGGUUGGGGAGCCGGGUGAGGUGUAGGGAUUUGUUUGAAGAGGCUGUGAGGAAAUCGGGGUAUGUGAAGGAGUAG